AUAAAUCUCAUUUGCCAUACAAAAGAUGAUCAAUAAUACUGGGAAUGAACACCGAUAGACUCAGAAAAGAAUGGCUGAAAAACUUAUGACAGCAAAAACAGAAGAAAAAGCAAAAGAAUUGGAAGAAGAAGCAAUGAAAGUGGAACUGAAAACCAAGGAGAAGCUGAAGCCCUGGGAGCAGCACUCUGCUGUGAUCACCAUUCCUCGUUUUGACUACAACGCCCCUUCUUCUCUCCUCAGUCAUUCCCACUCCGGAUUCCUCAUCACCUGCCCCAUCAAGAGGGAGAAGAGUGCAACAAAAGAAGCCAUGUCAAUUCUUGAAAAGUAUGUCAGAUCUUUGAGUAUUCUAAAUGCUGAAGGUUCUGAAAGUUUGGAUGUGAAUAUGUCUGCUAAGAAGAGGAGAAUAUCUGUAAGUACAGAGGAGGAACUUGGCAACAGUUUGGAGAGGAAAGAUGCGGCCGAUGACUUUGGAGAACCUGGUAAAUGCACAGAAAACUCUUACUCGCUCCUUCCAGAUUCAGUUAAACAUAAUAUAAGUCACACUGAAACAAAUAAUACACUUUCGCUAGUCAAGUUGACCAGGAGUGGUUUACUCCUCUUCAUCUUUCCUAAGGGGGAGCACCCUGCCAUUGUUGAUAUUGUGCAAAACAUCAUUCAGUUGCGGGAAAGUGGGAGCCUAAAGUCAGCACAAUGGUGCCACCGUAUAUUCCCUAUCCAAGCCACUUGUAGGUUAGAUGAGAAGGAAGUACACUCUAUAGUGUCAAAGCUAGUCAAUCAGUUUCUGAAAGAUAAAAAGAACAAAGUUACGCAGCCAGUAAAGUUUGCAGUUGGGUACAAUAGAAGAGGAAUUGAGGAAACUGAGAUGAAGGAUGUGAGAGUGACUUCAAAUGGUUCCAAAAUAUCUGCUCUCUUAGACCGUGGCAAAUGUUUUAGCAUUGUGGCAGCUGCUGUUAAAGAUGCUGUUCCAGAUUCAAUUGUAGAUCUGAAGUGCCCUGAGCUUGCUGUGCUGCUUGAGGUUCUGCCACUCUCUGGGAUUCCUAAUGAGAGUGUGGUGGUUGGUGUGUCAGUUCUUCCACAAAUGCUUUUUAGUUCAAAACCACGUCUGUGUGUCAAGGCAUUGGUAAAAGGAUGCUAGGUCCAAUGCUGGGAAGAGAGGUUAAUGAUGAUAACCUUGUUUGUGAUGAUAAUCUCCACAAGCAAAGGUGAAGUGAGCAUUCUGUGUUACUCAGAAAGAUGGUGAUGCGUUUGCUACUGCAAAAAUUAAUGCGAUGACGGAUCAAAAUGUAUAGCUACUUGAAGAUGGAUAGUGCAUAUCCCAGCAACUCAAGCUUCCCUGUAAACAGACCAUCCCACGGAAACAUAAAAGAGAGUAGCUCUUUUCUUGCUAAUUGCUCUUAACUGGAAACUCCUGGUGGUUAUACUUGGAUAUAAUCAGGAUGCUCUAAUAUAGCUAACUGUUGGGAGCUAUGAUACAAUUAACAUAAAUUGUAUUAGUUAUGUUAGCACGUUGUUGGAGAAUCGGGUAACAGUGAUCAAGGUAUCUUUGUUAAAUUAGAAUAAGGAUUCAGUUAGAACAAAUUUUCAAUUCGCUGCUCUAUCAGCGAUAGAUGUUCCUUGCCAGCUGCUCAUCCUAGCAUACAAGUUCUUGCUGCUGAAACCAUGAUGUUAGCACAUAAGAAAUAUUCACUAUCAUAUUCAUAUAGGUCUUUGUUCAGGUA
Coffea arabica (coffee) is the source of this 1718-nucleotide messenger RNA. RefSeq lists its product as uncharacterized. Gene Ontology annotation, molecular function: RNA binding. Gene Ontology annotation, biological process: tRNA modification. The record is from RefSeq and is a predicted model, not a curated record. Lineage: Eukaryota; Viridiplantae; Streptophyta; Magnoliopsida; Gentianales; Rubiaceae.